This is a messenger RNA of Ilex paraguariensis (yerba mate), 1240 nucleotides long. Lineage: Eukaryota; Viridiplantae; Streptophyta; Magnoliopsida; Aquifoliales; Aquifoliaceae. The record is from the annotation of a GenBank genome assembly.
UCGAAUGUUUGAUCAAGGACUCGUCAACUUGUUCCUUGUCCCAUUACAGGCACAAAAAGAUAUCUUAUUAGGAUGGCUGAGAUACACACACUCGGCACAGAAUCAUGAAAAAGCAUAGGCUAUGGCCCCUCUUCAAUUGAUAAGCUAACAUUCCCCACCUAUCUGAAUGGAGCUCUUCAUUGGCUUUGUGUUGAUGACAGGAGAUCAGAUUUUAUAGUUUCCUUUGACAUUGACAGUGAGUGUUUCCAAUCAGUUCCAUUGCCGCCUCUUAGAUGUAACAAACUUGGCUUGAUUGACAUGCCUUUUGUGAGCCUGGGAGUAGUAAGAGAACGUUUGUGCAUCUCUGAAGGUUCCGUUGCCGAUAUCAUUGUUAUAUGGGCGAUGAAGAAGUAUGGAGUCAAAAGUUCAUGGACUAGAAUGAUUUCUGUUGACAAAGAAACUGCAGACUGGUGGUCUUGUUGGCUGUACCAGCCCAUGUGUCAACUGAAGAAUGGGCCACUGCUGAUGUAUCUAAACAGUCAAAGGGCCUUGAUAUACUAUGGCACUAAAAGAGAAGAGUGGAAAUAUCUUAAGAUUUGUGGGAUUGAAUCACAAUUUGAAGCUGUGGCUCAUAUUCCAAGUUUGAUAUCGCUUAAGGAUGCCGUGAUAGGAUACAAUGAUGUGGUGCUGAAUAUAAAUUCAAGGUGUGCAGGAUUGAAACUGCAUGGAGAGACUAAUGCUCUUUUCUUGGUGGAAGAAGCUUGGAAAACGGAUCUGGAUUUAGGCUUCUCGUUGUAUAGUGAUGAUGACAAUGGAGAGCAGAUCACUGGUGGCAGAAGUGAGGCAGCCGAAAACCAAGCUUGAAAAACUACUUAAUGGUGUGCGGGUUUUAAAUUGCAGGAAGAGACUAAAGCUCUUUUCUUGGUGGAAGAAGAUUCGAAAAUGGAUUUGGAUUCGGAUUCUGGUGGCAGGGGAGAUGCAGCUGAAAACCAGACUUGCAAAUUUUCUUAAUGGAAUCCAAUCUUCACUUCAAAACUCAUACCUUUCCUUGGAAGCAACCUUGAAUGCCCUUACAAUUAUGUGUAGUUAUGUGUUUUUGAACCUUUUCCUGAUUCUCUUUACUCUUUAGUACCUAGAUUAACCAGCUAUUCUCCAAACACUAAUGUUUUGGGUUACCUGAAUGGUUUGGGGUCUUCACAGGAUCACCUCUCAAGGGCCUGGGAUGCCAAUUUCCAAUGUCAUUUUUCAAAUUUUCUAAAUA